This is a messenger RNA of Chenopodium quinoa (quinoa), 1423 nucleotides long. Its product is annotated as probable membrane-associated kinase regulator 6. The record is from RefSeq and is a predicted model, not a curated record. Lineage: Eukaryota; Viridiplantae; Streptophyta; Magnoliopsida; Caryophyllales; Amaranthaceae. Bases 400 to 1077 code for a protein of 225 amino acids. The transcript has a single exon.
AAGGUGAAGUAAACAAAACCUAAGUAUUAGUUGCUGAAUAAUCAUAUACUCAUUUAAACUUUCAUAUGGAGUAGACUUCGUUAGGAAAACGUGACAGAACUGAAUAUAAAUCGAAAAAAGUGACAAUAAACUAGAGAUGCUGGGAGGGUUACAUCUAUUGUGACCUUUGUGGGUACAUGUGGGGUUGCUAUAUUCUGUUUCUUUUUCCUUUUCCUUUUCGAAUCAUUAAAUAUCGUUGUCUCUUGUCAUAACAGUCAUAAUUUAUUAUAUGCUCUCAUUGUUUGGUGUGGGUAUAUAUAUAUAUGUCCUAGAUGCAUUUCAGAAUGCAGAGGUCAGGCAACUGCUUAUAUAUAUUACAAGUAUAAUUCUGUCUUCUGUGUUUAGUUAUUUUAUUGCAGUAUGGCCAUUAUUGAAUCAUCCCAACCUCUUUCUAUUGAAAGCUUUUCGUACAGUUGGCUGAUAAACCUAAAACCAUCCCUUGAAAGCCUCAGUGAAUCCUUCAGAGCUGCUAUGGAUUCAUCCGAUGAGUCUUUUUUCAUCGAGAUGGACCCAAACAUGCCGGCUUCAAAGAGGUUUAAGAAACUAGACAAGGAUUUUGAUUUUAAUCUUCCAUUCUUGGAGCAAACUACGGAUGCCAUUGUACAUGCCGAUGAGCUCUUCUGUGAUGGCCUCCUCAUGCCUCUUGUUAACUCAUCAAGGAACCAAGCAUAUAGUGAUUCAAGUCCAUGUGCUUCUCCUUUGUCAGAAUUUCAGAACAGAAACACUGCUUCAGGUGAUCGUAAGAUCCGUUGUUCUUCCUUGAGAAGGUGUAGGAGCUUAUUGUCCAGGAAGAUGUUUGAAAAAUAUUUGUACUUUUUGUUCCCAUUAUUGGAAAAACUGAGAUGUUGCAGAUCAAAGUCAAAAAAUAGAGCAGCUGAUGAUGGAAUCUGGGUGAAGAAUAAGAGCAGUUCAUUUUCACCACAAGCAUCACCUCGAACUAGUGUAGGUUCCUUCCCUGGUGACAUGAGGCGGUCUUGUGAUUCCGAGAGCUCAAUUAAUGAGGCGGUUCUUCACUGUAAAAAAUCAAUUGGUAUGUAAUUUUAGAGCUCUUCAGUAUUCUUGUAGUUAUGUAAUGACAGGUUUUGUACAUAGAGAAGGAGCCAUAAUACCGUGAUGAUAGAAACAAGUACCAUAUUAUGGAGUACUAAAUUUUACGAUUUUGCAGAUAAAGGGAAUGAGAGGUUCAGAGAUGUUUGUGUUCUCGCUCUCAUCCUUUCCAUGUACUCUCCCUUUCUUUGCUACCAUUAUGGUGCAACUUAAUGUAGUGGUCCUGUUAUGGGACAAGAAGAAAAAAGAGAGUAUUCAUUUAUAAGAAUUUUCUUUUUAUCUUCUUUUUUUCCCUUGUUACAUAAACAAUAGAAGAGAAAUUGCAGUUUUGAUAAUA